Molecule: messenger RNA, 1599 nt
Organism: Homo sapiens (human)
Lineage: Eukaryota; Metazoa; Chordata; Mammalia; Primates; Hominidae
Gene: RRAGA
Product: Ras related GTP binding A
Exons: 1
Coding region: 234-1175 (313 amino acids)
Biological process (GO): positive regulation of TORC1 signaling; positive regulation of TOR signaling; glucose homeostasis
Cellular component (GO): lysosomal membrane; Gtr1-Gtr2 GTPase complex; cytoplasm
Molecular function (GO): GTPase activity; GTP binding
Source: RefSeq, marked validated
GUAUCUCCCGAGCCGUUGCCACUGACAGCCGCGGGCGCUCCCAUCUGAGUAAGAGCCAGCCCGUCCGCGGCCUCUCCAGCCCCGGGUUCGCGCUCUCGACUCUCCUGCCUGCCCAGCUGCGCGGCGGAGCGGAGCGAGGCGCGGCCUGCGAGUCCCCGGCAGCCCCCGACCCCUCCCUCGGCGCUGCGUGUAGGCCGCGCCCUCAGGCCCAGUCCGCGGUGCCCCGGCGGGUGAUGCCAAAUACAGCCAUGAAGAAAAAGGUGCUGCUGAUGGGGAAGAGCGGGUCGGGGAAGACCAGCAUGAGGUCGAUAAUCUUCGCCAAUUACAUUGCUCGCGACACCCGGCGCCUGGGGGCCACCAUUGACGUGGAACACUCCCACGUCCGAUUCCUAGGGAACCUGGUGCUGAACCUGUGGGACUGUGGCGGUCAGGACACCUUCAUGGAAAAUUACUUCACCAGCCAGCGAGACAAUAUCUUCCGUAACGUGGAAGUUUUGAUUUACGUGUUUGACGUGGAGAGCCGCGAACUGGAAAAGGACAUGCAUUAUUACCAGUCGUGUCUGGAGGCCAUCCUCCAGAACUCUCCUGACGCCAAAAUCUUCUGCCUGGUGCACAAAAUGGAUCUGGUUCAGGAGGAUCAGCGUGACCUGAUUUUUAAAGAGCGAGAGGAAGACCUGAGGCGUCUGUCUCGCCCGCUGGAGUGUGCUUGUUUUCGAACGUCCAUCUGGGAUGAGACGCUCUACAAAGCCUGGUCCAGCAUCGUCUACCAGCUGAUUCCCAACGUUCAGCAGCUGGAGAUGAACCUCAGGAAUUUUGCCCAAAUCAUUGAGGCCGAUGAAGUUCUGCUGUUCGAAAGAGCUACAUUCUUGGUUAUUUCCCACUACCAGUGCAAAGAGCAGCGCGACGUCCACCGGUUUGAGAAGAUCAGCAACAUCAUCAAACAGUUCAAGCUGAGCUGCAGUAAAUUGGCCGCUUCCUUCCAGAGCAUGGAAGUUAGGAAUUCCAACUUCGCUGCUUUCAUCGACAUCUUCACCUCAAAUACGUACGUGAUGGUGGUCAUGUCAGAUCCGUCGAUCCCUUCUGCGGCCACUCUGAUCAACAUUCGCAAUGCCCGGAAACACUUUGAGAAGCUGGAGAGAGUGGAUGGCCCCAAGCACAGUCUCCUUAUGCGUUGAAUAUUGCCAAAUGCUCUUUCUGAAAAUGCUGAAUUGCCUUUUUUGUUUGCAUCCUUUAUUUUUAAUAUUCAUAAUGUCGUGUGCUUAAAAGUGGGCUUUGAAGUGUGUGCUGCUUACUCCUUUCAUCUUUCUCCCCGCUUCCCCAGUCUUUAAACAUUGGACGCUAUUUACUCAGCUACCCAGUAGAGCUUGAAGCUGACCUUUCUGAGAAGUUGGUAUGGUGUAACACUAAAGUAGGUGGUUCGUGUGUGUUCUCAUUACCUGGUUAUGAUAGAUAUGCACAUCAAAGCCUUUACCAGUAUCUUCCUGUAUUCCGUAUCAGAUUGCAAAGACGGAAUGUUACUAUUUUAUCAGCAAGGUAUUAAAAUGCAUUUAUAAAUUCUUCUUGGCUUCAUUCAUGAAUAAACGUGUUAGCAAUUUAAAA